Ananas comosus (pineapple) is the source of this 510-nucleotide messenger RNA. RefSeq lists its product as uncharacterized. The record is from RefSeq and is a predicted model, not a curated record. NCBI's taxonomy places the organism in Eukaryota, Viridiplantae, Streptophyta, Magnoliopsida, Poales, Bromeliaceae. The transcript has a single exon. The coding region runs from base 1 to 510 and encodes 169 amino acids.
AUGCAUAUAGAGAAGCUGUUUCGGGACACCUUUCUCGAGGAGAGGGAUAGAGUGUGGCUCGCCACACAUCAUUUGGACGGUGAGGCCCACAGAUGGUGGUUGGACAUCCAGGACAACCCCAGCACGGAUCUGACGGCGAUUUCUUGGAGGAGGUUCAAGGAACUCCUACUAGAGCAUUACGUCCCUGACAGUGUCAAGAGGAAGAUGGAGCAGGAUCUGCGUAAUCUGCGCCAGGGGGACAAGACGAUGGCCGAGUACGAGAGAGAGUUCUCCCGACUUCUUCAUUGCGUGCCAUUUGUUAUUCAGGACGACGAGGAUAAGGCUCGCAUCUUCGAGCGGGGACUGCAGCCUUCGAUCUUUCGGUUUGUUCAGGCUUCCAACCUCCAAACCUACCGGGAGGUUGUGAACCGCGCACUCAUAGUAGAGAGCGGCGCGGCAGAUCUGCAGGAGCGGCGAGAGGCCUUGCACAAAGGCAAAGGCAAGAGGCUCGCGGCUGAGGGUGCGAGUUAG